Messenger RNA from Arachis duranensis, 1456 nucleotides. RefSeq names its product probable purine permease 10. NCBI's taxonomy places the organism in Eukaryota, Viridiplantae, Streptophyta, Magnoliopsida, Fabales, Fabaceae. Gene Ontology annotation, cellular component: membrane. The coding region runs from base 72 to 1349 and encodes 425 amino acids. The record is from RefSeq and is a predicted model, not a curated record. The transcript is spliced from 2 exons. Gene Ontology annotation, molecular function: purine nucleoside transmembrane transporter activity.
UAUUAUAGUUUGUACAAACAAAACACAUUACACAUUUCAUUUUACAUACGUUUUCAUAGUCACUCAUUUGCAUGCAAGCUCCCUUUCAUCUGUGUUUCUCACAAGCUAGUUGUUUUGACAUGAGAGAAUCUCAGGAAGUGCAACUCUGCGUGGAGGAUUAUGCAGUGAAUGAAACAAAACCAGUGGAGAGUAAUGAUUUGCUCAACCAGAUUGAUCAACCAAUGAAUGGUUUUCUCAACCAUGCAGAUAAACCAAUGAAUGGUUUUCUCAACAACGCAGAUCAACCAAUAAUCAAACAUCAAAGAAGUUAUCGUCGUUGGUUCCUCAUAACUCUCUAUUCAGUAUUUGUCUUGUCCGGCCAGGCUGCUGCUACACUCCUGGGAAGGUUGUACUAUGACAAAGGCGGAAAUAGCAAAUGGAUGGGAUCACUUGUCCAGGUUGUUGGGUUCCCUAUUCUGCUGCCAUAUUACUGCAUCACAACACGAAAAACUCCCAGCAGAGACAGCAUUCUUCCAAACCCAUCUGCCUCAGCUUUAGCACUUGUCUAUGUCUCCCUUGGUCUACUUGUGGCAUUGACCAGUUACUUGGAGUCAUUGGGGCUAGCACACCUUCCUGCUUCCACUUUUGCACUCAUUACCUCAUCCCGGUUGGCUUUCAAUGCCUUUUUCUCUUUUUUCCUCAACUCAGUGAAGUUUACACCUUACCUUAUAAAUUCUCUAGUCCUUCUAACUCUCUCUCCCACCCUACUUGCCUUUCAACCUGAAAAUGAAAUUUCCAGUGGGAACUCUAAGCAUAAUUAUGUGCUAGGAUUCAUAGCUUCAGUGGCUGGAUCGGCUGCGUAUGGAUUGUUACUUUCCCUUACACAGCUUUCAUUUCUGAAGGUUUUGAAAAGAAAUACUAUCAGAGUUCUUAUGGAUGUGAUAGUAUACGAAUCCCUUGUGGCCACCAUUGUUACUCUUGUGGGACUAUUUGCUAGUGGAGAGGGAAAUAAGCUGCAUACAGAAAUAGAGGAGUAUGAGAUGGGGAAAGUAUCUUAUCUGCUAACUCUCAGUUUCUCAGCAAUAUGUUGGAAUUUCUUUAACAUUGGUUGUGUGGGGCUGAUUUUCGAGACGUCUUCCCUCUUAUCCAAUUCCAUAGUCGUUUUGGGUUUGCCUAUCAUUCCGAUUUUGGCAGUGUUCGUUUUUCAUGACAUAAUGCAUGGAAUAAAGGCCAUCUCUUUGGUGCUAGCUGUUUGGGGCUUUCUGUCAUACCUUUAUCAGUACUACCUGGAUGACAAGAGCUCCAAUACUGAUCAUAUUCUCAAUACUUCAACAUUAGAAGACAUUAAUGAUCAAUUUGGGAAGGCUUGAGUGAUUAUUGAAGCUGUAACCUGUCUCUGGUUCCAUACUUCUUAAAAUAUAUCUAGUUUAACAUUGAUGGAUAGGCAUAAAAAUGGGAGCUGUGUGUUAUUAGAAUA